UUUGAGAUGGGUUGGCUGAGGAGUAAGAAGAAGAACAAGAAGCCAACAGAAUCCGAGAUAUUAGCGAACAAGAGAGGGACGAAGUUGUUAGAAGAGCUGAUAGAAUGUUACGAUGGCAAAUCCAAUCCCAUCAAAUUCUUCUCUACUGAUGAGAUCCUCAAUGCCACCAACAGUUUCAGCGGAUCUAAUCGUCUAUCCGAAUUAGAUGGUUAUGGCUGCUACCACUGGACAGACUGGUAUUCAGGUAAGAACGAGAACCACCCCAGAAUACUUGUCAAGAAAUUAUAUAGAUACGCGGAUGGAACCUUUAUCCGGGACAUAGCAGUAUCAUCGAUGGUGAGUGGUCACAAUAACUUUAUGAAAUUGGUUGGAUGUUGUCUUCAGUCUAAAAAUCCAGUCAUGGUAUAUGAUGGUGUAAAGAAACAUUAUCAAAUAGAUAUAAGGAGAGAGACGUGGAAAAGGAGAAUGAAGAUAGCUGAGGAUAUCGCCACGGCUUUAGCUUACCUUCACACUGCCUUCCCUAGGCCAUUCGUAUAUAGGAGUAUAUGUCGUGAGAAUAUCUUAGUGGAUGAAGAUGGUGUCGCGAAGCUAACUGAUUUCUCUUACUGCGUCUCAAUUCCACAAGGAGAAACAUUUGUACAGGUUGAAAAAGUGGCGGGAAUAAAUGGUUACAUGGAUGAUAAAUACAUGAGAAACCGCCUAGUGUCGGAGGAAACAGAUAUCUUUGCCAUUGGAAUAUUAAUGUUAAAGUUUCUAACGGGAAAAGAAAUAUUAUGGAUUUAUGAUGAUGAUGAAGAAGUAGAAGCUGAAGAUGAAGGGUAUGAUGAUGAUAAUAACUCUUAUCACUCUGCAGCCAUGUCGGAUAUCAAUGAUCUAAGAAGACAAUUUUCAGAAGAAACUGAAAGUGAAGAAGAAGGAGAAGCUGUUGGUGAAGAGGAUAAUCAUGAUGACUCUGGAACCAUGUUGAGGCCGGCUAAUCCAUCUUUUUUUAAACAGUUCAAAUUCAUUGAAGAGCGAAGAAUGGAUGAAGUCACAGAUCAAGAAAUGCUAGAAAAGAUGGGUGAAAUUUCAGAAGAAGAGCUUUCUCAAAUGGAAGCUUUCAAAAUGCUCUCACUGAGAUGCGUCGGUCAUAAAGGGGAAAUUCCAACGAUGGUGGAAGUGACCAACGAACUAAAGAAGAUACAAAACAUCUCUUCUUCUCCUAUAGGUGAAACCACCCAAUUCAACUCUCCCCAAGACGUUUCUUCCUCUUCCUAA
Molecule: messenger RNA, 1257 nt
Organism: Capsella rubella
Lineage: Eukaryota; Viridiplantae; Streptophyta; Magnoliopsida; Brassicales; Brassicaceae
Product: inactive serine/threonine-protein kinase At1g67470
Exons: 1
Coding region: 7-1257 (416 amino acids)
Biological process (GO): cell surface receptor signaling pathway; protein phosphorylation
Cellular component (GO): plasma membrane
Molecular function (GO): protein serine/threonine kinase activity; ATP binding
Source: RefSeq, a predicted model, not a curated record